Messenger RNA from Biomphalaria glabrata, 2141 nucleotides. Its product is annotated as Rieske domain-containing protein-like. The record is from RefSeq and is a predicted model, not a curated record. NCBI's taxonomy places the organism in Eukaryota, Metazoa, Mollusca, Gastropoda, Planorbidae. Bases 404 to 823 code for a protein of 139 amino acids. The transcript has 7 exons. Gene Ontology annotation, molecular function: 2 iron, 2 sulfur cluster binding.
GACCAUCUGAUUUAUAUUAAAUGUCAACAACAGUCCUUAGAAAAACAAAAGCUAAUGAAGACAUUGAAGUACUCAGAAAGACAUGCAAAGAAUGAAACUAUAAUGUACAUUUGGAUGCUCAUCAUAAAGCAUACAAUUUAUGGGCCAGAUUGCAUUUUAAUGCCAGGACUAAUUUUGACACCCAGUCUGCCCCUGUAAAUACACAUCCUGCCUUUGACAGCGACCACCUUCCUGUUCUUUUAGGACCAAUUAUCGCCACUUAAACAGCAGCAACAAUGGUUGUAAAGACAAUGACUUUACCACAUUGAUAGUAAAGUAAUAGGAUUAAUCCCAAGAUGGUGUGUGGAAGCAUUAUACUUUAUAAACAUUCUAUAAUAAUUUGAAGCCCUGAAUUGAACAUGCUAUGGCUGAACCUAUAUUUGCAUGUACAAUGAAAGACCUACAGCAAAAUGGUGAUAGAAAAAGAAUGACUAUAGAUGGCAAAGACAUCUUUAUAUUAUUACACAAAGGUCAACUUGAUAGUUUUUGUUACCAUGCUGGUGGUCCCUUGUACCUAGGUGAUAUUAAGGACACAUCAGAAUACUCAUGUUUUGUUUGCCCAUGGCAUAAAUAUAAAUUAACUGUGCAAUCAGGAGAGGGACUGUACUAUUCCGUGAAUCCACAAGACCUGAAGUCACCUCCACAACUUUGUUCUAAGGGUGCAAAACAGAGGACACAUGUAGUCACCAGACGAGAGGACAGGUUAUACAUCACCUUUUCCUACACAGUGAAGCCCCUUGGAACCGUCGAGUCUGAUCAUUACAACGGCUUGUUGAUAAAAUAAUUUCAUCUUUGAAGAAAGAAAAAUUUUUCCAGCCAUAUUCCUUCUGUCUGCCGAGUAGACUUCUUAAAUUUUAGAUGUUCUGUGUCAUCUUUUCCUGUGAUGAUCAUGUCGUCUUGAUUGCAUUGUACUCCUGGCAGUUCAUUUAAGAUAAUAUCCAUAGUUCUUUGCCAUAUCGUAGGAGCUGAUGUGAUCCCAAAAACGAGUCUGUUGUACACAUAUAGGCCUUUUUUUGUAUUGAUGGUUGUUAAAUGUUUUGAAGCUUCAUCUAGUUGAAGUGUAAGAUAUGCUUGUCAUAUAUCUAUUUUUGCGAAUUAGUCUCCUUUUUCUAAGUUUGCAAGAAUAUCUUCUAUUCUUGGUAGAGAAUAUUGUUCGACUUUUAAUACUGGGGUUGAUAGUUACAUUGAAGUCAGCACAUAUUUGAUCAUCGCCUGAUGGUUUCAUUAUUGGUACAAUUGGUGUUGCCCAAUUGCUGUAAUUCACUUUAGACAGAAUUCCUUCAUUCUCUAGUUUAUUCAACCCCUUUUCUACUUUUGCCUUGAUAGCAUAAGGUACUGGCCUUGCAUUGCAGAAUUCUGGUUUAGCAUCAUCAAAGCUUGUCUUGGAGUCUGAAGAUCAAUGAGGAGCUGAGUCAUGUUGUUAUGCAGCCCCAGCUGAGACCUAAUAUUUUGAUAGCAUAAAGUACUGGCCUUGCAUUGCAGAUUUCUGGUUUAGCUUCAUCUUUUAUUGCUAUGUUUGCAUGCAUGUUUCUGACAGUGCCUAUUCCUUCUGAGAAUGACAGAUGACCAAGAUUAAUAAUUUUAACUGUUGCUAAUGCUGAAUUUUUUUUCAUUGGUUUGAAAAAAAAAAAAAUCUGACGAUGUAAUGUUUUGACUGAAAGUCGUUUAGCAACCAAUUCCUUUGCCAUAUAGUUAAAACUUUUGGUUUAUUGUUAUGAUUGUAUUUGAUGGCUAGUGUUAAGUUUUUUAUCGGUUUGUAAAAAAAAAUUAAAAAUCAGAUGAUGUAAUGAUUGACUGAAAGUCAUUUAGCAACCAAUUCCUUGGCAUUUGUGUCACUAUAAAUGUAUCCAAAUAAUCUAAAAAACACUUUUCAAUUGUUGUGAUGAUCAAAGUGGCAACAGGAUGAAACCUUCCAUGUAUCAAAAUUGAAACUUCCAUGUCUCCAAUCUUUCUAUAAUGGCAGCUUUCAUUUUAUAUUGUCAUAUAACAUGCUCACAAUUUAGUUCAUGAAAAUGUUUUGCUUCAAUCAAAUAAUGAAAUUGUGUUUGGACUUUAUUGAAAAACUGUAAAGCUUUGUAAUAAAAUUCUCAAACUUUCAAGAA